Molecule: messenger RNA, 1652 nt
Organism: Myxocyprinus asiaticus (Chinese sucker)
Lineage: Eukaryota; Metazoa; Chordata; Actinopteri; Cypriniformes; Catostomidae
Product: dynactin subunit 6
Exons: 7
Coding region: 959-1519 (186 amino acids)
Biological process (GO): mitotic spindle organization
Cellular component (GO): dynactin complex
Molecular function (GO): dynein complex binding
Source: RefSeq, a predicted model, not a curated record
AUUGGUGGGAACUUCUGGGGCCUUUGCUUUGCUUUAGAAAAUACCAUUAGUUUGAUUUUGUCAGUGUGAAGUACAAGCUUCAACUGAAACAGAGAAGUUUUAACAGAAUUAAAAGCAGUUUGCAAUUCAUCAAAAGCUUUUACCAGAGACGAAGCACAACAGUAAAUAAUGGUGUCAUCAGCAUAAAAAUGAAUAUUUGCAUUUUUAUCAAGAUUGUUUAUAUAAAUCAUAAAUAAGAGGGGACCGAGUACAGAGCCCUGAGGCACACCGUUACAGAUGUUGGGCCUCAUGUAUUCAGAUAGAAGACAAAGGUAGGCCUAACACAGUCGUAAAAACCUAACUCAAGCCCUCACAUACCAAGUCGUAAAUCUUACUGAUAAAAAUUGCGCCAAAAUCAAACAAAGCGAGUCCAAAACAGACUACAAAUCCCCUGAAGCCUUGCUCACUAAAGGAUCGAACUCUCAGCUCCUAUUGGAUGAGGCACACAACAGAAUGUCCCGCAAACCAUGACAUCAUCAGGAGUAGAAAUACCUCUGAAAUGCUUCCAGGAUUUGCUUCCAGCAACUUUGUUCGCAGUGUAUAGACGCAGCUCAUCGCUGCUCUCAGGUGCAACCUCGUGGCACAAGGAAGUAACAUCCGACUUGAAACUGUGGCCAUACAAUCUCCAUCUUGCUGGACGAGUUGAGAUUACUCUGUGUUCAGCCGAACACACUAACGGAUCCGAAGGAGACCGCCGAGCAAUCCGCAUCUUCAUCCGUUUGCCUGCAGAAGUGAAGAGAUUAAAGAUUUCUCUUCCAUCUUCAAUCAAGUCGACAUUUCUGAGUUCUUCGCCAGCCCGCCGAGAAUCAGCAGCCGUACCGCCCGCAGACAGAGUGAGGAAAUGGCCUCCUGUCAUCACCCGAGCCUCAAGGAACCGGGUCAGAGUUAAAGGACGGAUGAACACACAUUCUGCAUCCUCAUGCGAUUCAAUGUGAAGAUCGCAGCUGGAGCUGUAGUGUGUGUGGAGAGUGAGAUCAGAGGUGACGUCACUAUCGGAUCCAGAACAGUGGUUCACCCGAAAGCGCGGAUCAUCGCGGAGGCCGGACCGAUCGUUAUCGGCGAGGGAAAUCUGAUCGAGGAACAAGCGCUGAUCAUCAACAGCUAUCCUGAAAACAUUCUGCCCGACGCAGACGAUGUGGAGCCCAAAACCAUGAACAUCGGUGUCAAUAACGUCUUUGAAGUCGGUUGCGUGUCUCAAGCUUUGAAAAUUGGCGACAACAAUGUCAUUGAAUCGAAAGCUGAAGUUGGCAGGAAUGUGAUUUUGUCGAGCGGUUGUAUAGUCGCCGCAUGCUGUCAGGUGAACACUUGUGAACUGAUUCCAGAAAACACUGUGAUCUUCGGCUCUGAGUGUCUGAGACGCGUUCAGAUGGAGAGACCGCAGCCUCAAACGUUGCAGCUGGAUUUCCUCAUGAAGAUUUUGCCCAAUUAUCAUCAUCUGAAGAAAACGGUGAAAGGAAACGCCACGCCAGCGAGGAGCUAAAAAUAUUAAAACACAUAUUUACUUUCAGCUGUUUUUUCUGUUGUUAUUCUGUCAACUGCACACAAUGUAUUACAAUUUCUUCUUGCUGUUUCGUGAUGUAUUAAUAACACAUUAAAUCCUGCUGAAGAUCUGA